UUGUUGGUCGCUAGACGUGUUGAUCAAAUAUAUUAAUAAAUUAAAGAUUAGUAUGAAAAAGAAGUAUUGUAUGUGUGUAUUAUUGUUAAUUUUAUUCUUUAAAGCAUUUGGCGAGGAAAAGAAAGAUGAGUCAACACAAGAAGAUGAAUAUUCGGCUGUACCAGAGGCAUACUCGCAAGUAUUCAAAGAUUUACCAGCAUUAUACGAAUAUAUAAUAGCUACACUUCAAGACAAACCAGAAGUGUUAGAGAAUAGCAACGCUGCAGCUUUCGAUGAUCUCAAUCGCAAAGAAAACCAUAAUGUUAAUAAAAGAAAUGCUAAUUAUAUAAAUGUUGGCACUAACUAUGAUGUGAAUAGUAAUAAAAUAGAUGAUUUAAAUAAUAUUGAUUAUGGAGUAGUAUUUAUUGGGGCUGAUAGUUCCAGUAGGUAUUUAGAUCCAGAUGAAAUCGCUGCGAAAGCUAUAUGGGUUGAACAGGAAUUGGAGGACUAUAAUUCAUAAAUACACACAAAUGUAUCAUCGGAAUACAUGUAAUAUGUAUAUAUCAAUAUUAUCUAUAAUAUUAAAUAAACAAAAUAUUUCUCA
Molecule: messenger RNA, 583 nt
Organism: Galleria mellonella (greater wax moth)
Lineage: Eukaryota; Metazoa; Arthropoda; Insecta; Lepidoptera; Pyralidae
Exons: 2
Coding region: 53-499 (148 amino acids)
Source: RefSeq, a predicted model, not a curated record